CUUUAAUAGUGGUUCAAAUGUCAUAACUACGACUUCAAUGAGUGUUUCAAAGGAGACGAUAACAACAUCUAUUACCCCAAAUAUCUUGUUAGAAGGUUCAUCUAGCUCUAAGAAAAUUGAUGAAUCUUAUGUGGUAUUGCAAGGAAAUAAUUCGACUGAUAUUAUACCUGAAGAAAGAUUAGAUGGCAUAUCUGGUGGUACUCUCAAUCAUUAA
Messenger RNA from Racocetra persica, 214 nucleotides. The record is from the annotation of a GenBank genome assembly. NCBI's taxonomy places the organism in Eukaryota, Fungi, Glomeromycota, Glomeromycetes, Diversisporales, Gigasporaceae.